GCGGUUCAAGCGAACAGAGUCGAGGAUCGAGAACCAACCGGCGACUCAGGAAGGCAGUGCACGCCCGACUGCCGACACGAGCGGAUGGCGUACGUUGCCGCUCGCGCCACGAUUACCUCGUGAUUUUCCUUUCUGUCAGAGAUACCGUCGGUCACCGUUGUCGAUCUCUUGUGACGAAUCACACAGUACUCUAAACUAAACCAUCUAUUGCGAUUGCACACAGUCGGAGUCUUCAAGUUCGUUUGUGACUUUGUGUGCCGCGCUUCGAUCGCGGAAUAAGAAAAAAAAAACAAACGAACGAGCGAGAGACAACAAAAAGGAAAUAAAGAAACGGAGAAGGCGAAAGGUAGAUUUUCCCCUUUGAUCUUUGUCUCUGGUCGUCGAUUUUCAUCGUGGUCGUUUCGUGUUUUGUCAUCGACGAACGUCGCGUACGUACACGUUUUAACACCACGUGUGUGCGCACGCACGCACGCACCAACUCCAACGACGCACGUAUUUACUAUAUUAUCAGGCCCGCGCGACUGGCGUACGGGGCGCCCUCCAAAAGUCGUGUGUGCGCGUGCAACCCUACCGGAGCCCGCUGACGUUGGUUACCAUAGUAGCGCGCGUGCCGAUCAGCUGAUCGUUGGGAUCCGAGCGUGUUCGACCGUCGGCAGUCGGCCAGCAGCGGCUCCGUCCACUCGUUUUAUGCGUUCGUGCAACUCGCUUGCCUUUCGCGCCGUGAUUUAGUGAUCAACCAACUAUUUCGUCAACAUCCCAUCUCCCAUUGUGGCAACGCAUAGUUCCAGGAAAAUUCUCGAUACAACUAGACAAACUUGAAUAGAUCGUACAUAACGGUCGGACCAUCCUCUUAUUCGCUGUUUUUGCGGUUAAAAGGAUGCAUUGUUACAUUGUAUCCGUAUUGUCAAUCUAAUUAGCCAAGUAAACGACCAGACGUUGGAUCAAAUAUGAUUUGAAGUAGCCAAAGCCGAACUAAGUACGUUGUUCGAGUAAUUCAUUUGUGUGCUUGUGACAAGGAAAACCAAAGCAUUUCGAGAUACACCAUUGCAUACGACUAUCGAGACCUUGCCAUGAUUCACGUCACGCAUUUUAAAUUCAACCGUCCAGAAGCGAAAUUCAACGGAGAUAUGUCCAGCGACAGUGGAUUCGAGCAUUAGAUAUCAUGGUUUGUUUAAUUAAGCGUUGUAAAGUAUCCCGAUUGAAACAUCGAACCAUUUUUGCUGUCGAACGUUUUCAAAUUACAUUCGAACAAAAGUUUAUAGAACGUAAGAAACAAGCUUGGUGAUGGUCGUUGCGUAUUUCUAACCGCGCCCGAUAAUCGAAACUAUGUUCGAUACAUAAUACUAAUAAACACACGUCGUCUCUCGAAGCAGUAAUUUACCGUGCGUUAUGUUUUCAAUAGCGUUGUCAGGUGACCUUAUGUACGUGACUAACCGUGCGACCAUCAAUGACACGCUACAAAAUCAACAAAACAAACUUAAACUGAAAAACGAUCACUCAUUCAAGUAGAUAUAUCGGGGAAUUACGAAGAACGCCCUUGCCACUUCUCGUAAUCGAUUAAUUUGCAAAUGAAACAAAAUUCAAUUACUUGAAUUAAAUCGAUGUAUCACAGUAUUCGCAAAAAUGAAACAUAAUCAUUUCGAAUCGAUCGAUCAGAAGAUGGUGUUGUAGUGCAGUUUGGAAAAAAACAUCGAUAUAUCGAUAUUGUUUGGUGUCAGGUGUCGCUAGACUGCAGUGAACGAUGGCCACACAGUCUUCGUACGUACGAAAUGAAGAACAAAACGCGUCGGAAUUGGAAGUAACGGUUGUGGUGAAUGAUAAUUUUCAUUAAAACAACAUUCAGGCUCGCUUGGUAAUGGGAUAUCGCAGAAUGUGAAAGCUUUUUUUUGUACGGACACAAAUUUUUGACAAUCGUUUGUACCUGUGACGAAUCACUUGACUGCAUGAACCAGACUCCGUGUGAAUAUGUGAAGUGACUGAAUUCUUUUUUUAACGAACUUUCGUCAAAAGUGAUUUUUCGUUUUAUUUCGUGCUGUGCCUGCAACUGCAUCUUUAUACGCCAAUUGCAACAAUGACAAUUCGAAGUAAUUUCUCGUUCAUGCGGAAACUCUGUGAUAGCCAAUGUCAGCAACGCCAUUACUCGGAUUAAGUCAAGUGUGAGAAGAUCGGUUCCUGAUAUUAUCUUGAUAGAAAGCUUGGUGACGUACGCCGAACGGGCCAGUAUUCAUGCCAGUAUGCCAAUCAGAUGCCAGUAGAGAGCCAGUAUCUGUAUCUGUCGCCACCGAUAGCCAAUUAAUAAGUUACUUAGAUAGUUAAAUUAAUAGACGAUACAUCACACGCUGUUUUAUAUAAUCGUUGUUAGAAGACGUCGCUUAAUAGGCGUAACAAAUAUACACGUAUUUAUAUUAUAUAUACAUACACACACGUACAUAUACGCAUAUAUAAAUAUAAUAUAAUCGAAGAAGCAAUAAGUGUCGAAUCGCGGGCUAUUAUUUUCACAUCGUACUCUUUUUUUCUACCACUACGAUUUUCUCCGCUCGUUCAUUGGUUUGCUUUUUUAAAUUAUCGGUGACCGCGUGUUCUCUUUACGAGAGUAUAUUCGUAAGAUUGGACAGAGUGCAAUCGAGUUGUGAUUAUCGAAGUGGACUGACCGAUCGAUUUCUCGGCUGUGAAGUGAAUUAAUACCCCAGGAAAACGAUUGAAACGGAGAAAGGAAGCGAACAGCGUACACAGGCGAGCACGGUGGCUGGAAACGGUGACUUACAUCGAGAGCGCCAACCUGCAAUCAAGGUUCAUGGUUUUCAUGGAUGAGAGCGAGCUCUCGAGCAAGCGGUGGGCCAGUGCGCCCCGCCGCCCGGACAGCCCCUGCGUCCUGGGGGCACCAACGUCUAGGGAGGCGGCGGGACCACCGGUGCAACUGGAACCAGUGGAUCUGUCCGUGAAAACUCCUGUGGUGUUGCAGGUGCCUCGGUAUAGUCCAGCGGCUAUAAUUACCGCCGCGGCUAGAAGAAUCCCUUCACCUUCGACGACGCCUACACCGCCACCGCUCUCCAUAUCUACGGUGUCGCCGCCUUUGCCGCCUCUGGGAGAAACAGCGUGGGAGAGAAACCGGGAACGAGAGCGCGAGAGGGUGCGAGAGAGGAGCACAGAGAACGAGCACAGGGAACGGCAGCAAGAAAGAGAAUCAGGGAUCAGAGAGAGGGAGCCGCGGGAUCGAGAAAAGGAACGGGAUCGCGAUAGGGAGAGGCAAAGGGACAGGGAAAGGGACAGAGAGCGGGACGUGUCGGUCCGCAUGAUGGAACCGCUCGAUCCUGUCUUCGUUUCCCCCUCGGCGGCCCUACUCGCGUUACAGAGGAUAAAGGAAACGUCCCUGGUGUUUCACAAGCGUCCCGCGCUCGCGAGUGGGUUAGGAAUCGGCGGCAGAGUAAACGCCGGUGUUGGAGGAAACGGCGGUAGUUUAGCGGUGGACAACGAAUGCGGCGACGCGUUGAAGAGACGCAAAGUUCACCGAUGCGACGUGGCGGGCUGCGACAAAGUGUACACGAAGAGUUCUCACCUGAAAGCUCACAAGAGAACUCACACCGGCGAAAAACCGUACCAGUGCACAUGGGAGGGUUGCACGUGGAAAUUCGCUCGUUCUGACGAAUUAACACGGCAUUACCGCAAGCAUACGGGCCAGAAGCCGUUCAAGUGCCAUCUUUGUCAGCGAUCGUUUUCGCGGAGCGAUCAUUUAUCGCUUCACAUGAAAAGGCACUGA
This is a messenger RNA of Bombus impatiens (common eastern bumble bee), 3757 nucleotides long. RefSeq names its product Krueppel-like factor 6. Gene Ontology annotation, molecular function: DNA-binding transcription factor activity, RNA polymerase II-specific; RNA polymerase II cis-regulatory region sequence-specific DNA binding. Gene Ontology annotation, biological process: regulation of transcription by RNA polymerase II. NCBI's taxonomy places the organism in Eukaryota, Metazoa, Arthropoda, Insecta, Hymenoptera, Apidae. The record is from RefSeq and is a predicted model, not a curated record. The transcript is spliced from 7 exons. Bases 2795 to 3757 code for a protein of 320 amino acids.